Molecule: messenger RNA, 3143 nt
Organism: Megalobrama amblycephala (Wuchang bream)
Lineage: Eukaryota; Metazoa; Chordata; Actinopteri; Cypriniformes; Xenocyprididae
Product: sterile alpha motif domain-containing protein 3-like
Exons: 3
Coding region: 1929-3143 (404 amino acids)
Source: RefSeq, a predicted model, not a curated record
UUCCCUUUCAAAGAGUGGCCCGUUUGCAACCGAAUACAAAAGAACCACUUAUUACAAGGACAACUUCAAAGUAAUUGAGCCAGUUGAAUAUUUUUUAGAAUCGUCCUCUCAAAAAAAGUUUGUUUAUAUUCCAAUUUUGAAAGUUUUGACCGAGUUGUUGAACCGUGAUGACAUUUUGGAUAAAGUCCUGCAGGAAACUGCUGACCAGUCCGGUCAGAUUAAGACAUACAGAGAUGGACUGUACUGCAAAGGCAAUCCUUUGCUCUCCUCAGAGAGUUUAAGCAUUGCACUUGGGAUGUAUAUAGAUGACUAUGAGGUAUGUAACCCACUGGGAACAUCAAAAAAAAAGCAUAAGGUCUGUGCAGUGUAUUGGGUGAUAUCAAACUUGCCAGCACAGUAUAGGUCUUCAGUACAGUCAAUUUUUCUGGCUUGUCUGUGUAAUAGCAAUGAUGUAAAGAAUUAUGGCUAUGAUGCCAUUUUUCAACCACUGAUUAGGGACAUUCAAGUCCUUGAAGAGGACGGAUUGUAUGUUCAAAAAUUGGGAACAAGUGUCAAGGGUUCUGUGUUGUAUGUGUCAGCGGACAACUUGGGGGCCCACUCACUAGCUGGCUUUCAAGAAAGUUUCAAUGUUGAUAAAUUCUGCAGAUUUUGCCUAGCUAGUCGCAAGGAUAUUGACUUGCAUGAAGUCAGAGAGGGGGUGUUUCCACUCAGGACGAUUGAAACUCACAAACAGACCCUUGAGGAAUUGAAGACGAAUUCACUGGUUUCUCUGGAUGGAGUAAAGAGAGACUGUGUUCUUGAUAAACUUAAUUAUUUCCAGACAGUGCAAGGGUUUCCUCCAGAUUUUAUGCAUGACCUGUUUGAAGGUAUAGUACCAACAGAGUUAAGUCUUUGCAUAAAGUCCCUUAUUUCCAAAAGGUACUUCACAUUAGAUGACCUUAAUGACAUCAUCAAGUCUUUUCCUUUCAAGUUUACUGAUAAAACUAACAAACCACAACAAAUUUCAAAGACAUUUGUGUCAAAACAUUCAAUUGGUGGAAACUGCCAUGAAAACUGGACUCUGUUAAGGCUACUGCCAUUGAUGAUGGGUCACAGAGUACCAGAAGGAGACAAAAUUUGGCAAAUCAUACUAGAUCUGAAAGAUAUUGUUGAGCUCCUAGCUACUGGACAAUUCACUGAUGAGACACUGUGCUACUUGGAGUCCAAAAUCUCAGAGCACAGGUGCUUGCUGAAAGAGUGUUUUCCAGAUUUCCACAUUCUCCCGAAGCAUCAUUUUUUAGAACAUUAUCCUGAAAUGAUUAGUCGAUUUGGGCCUCUGACUGAUUUUUGGACUAUUCGCUUUGAGGCGAAACACAACUUCUUUAAGAGAGUUGUACAUGAUGGUAAAAACUUCAAGAAUGUCUUGCUCACUCAGGCCAAAAAGCACCAGCUUGCUUUGGCUUACUACCUUGAUUUGCCAAGUGUUUUCAAACCUGAUCUAGAAGUAGGACAUGUUGCUGUCGUUUCACCUGACACACUUGAACGUUCAGUGAGGCAGGCCAUUGAGCAUAAAUAUGGAAACACAAACACUGUAUUUCUUUCAACCCAUGCAUGCAUUAAUGGUACCAAGUACUCGGAGGGAAUGUUUUUGUCUGUAGGGCACACCAGUGGACUGCCUGACUUUGGCGAGAUUGUUAAAAUGAUAAUUGUUAACAACAAAGUGUCAUUCAUCCUCAAACCUUUCAAAGCCUGGUACAUAGAGCAUUUGCGAAGUUAUGAGCUGACGAGUAAUUGCACUUCUGAACUGCAGGUUGUGGAACCCCAGGAGCUUAAUGGAUACCAUCCACUUUAUCCAUAUGUAAGAGCUGGAAAGCUAUACAUCACACCAAAAACCUUCUUGCUUCACUAAGUUGAAGAGAAACCCUGGAAUUUCCUAUUCUUAUAACAAAAUGCUGUUUCGCGUGAUCAUCUCCCCACAGAACAUUCAAAAAGUUAGACUUGAUCCUGUUCCAGAUUCUGUUGAUGGCCUCAAGCUUGAACUUAAAAGCAUGCUCCAGCUGAAAGACCCUUUUGACCUUCAAUAUGAAGAUGAAGAUUUCCAUGAUUUCUGUAACCUUACACAUUUAGCUGAUCUGCCCAAAGACAAGGUGACACUGAAGGUCCUUUUCACCACCUUUCCAGAUACACUCUCAGACUCCAGUUUAGACACUGUAAUUUUAAGUGAAUCAUCAUCUCCAUCAACUUCUUCACCCAGCAUCCAUUCAGAGCCAUCUGCCACCCGUUUGCAGCCAUGGCCAACUGCCUUUCCCAUCCCAGUUUUUACAUAUGAUGUGGAGCUGAGGCUAAGACAUGGUAAUGAGGCAUUUCGAAAGGAUGGAACACUUCUGUCAAUUCCCAGGGACAUGAAGAUUGAGAUCCUUGAGAAACUUGCAGAAACCAUAUACUCAUACAAAGCCUACCCUGGGAAUGAAGAGAUUGACAGUGUAGCGGCCGCCUUAAUUGAAAAACACCCCUGUCUUAAAGAGCCAAGCUCCACAUCUGGAUGGUAUGGGUGGAAAAUUAGUUUAAAGUUUAAGAUGGGAAACUACAGACAAAAGCUGAGAGAUGCAGGUUGUCAGGAAUUGAAAGUGAAUUCUGAAAAGAGAGGUCUUGGGGAGACGAGAGGAAAGCGAAACAAAGUGAAGAAACCUAGACGUUGUGAAACAAAUUUUCUUCCAGAUCUACCUCAGGGCAAAGACAAGGAAAAUUUAGAUAAAGAAAGAGAGCAAAUAGCUGAUGAGAUGAAGAAGAGGACUCCAGACAUCACCUUUGUUGAUGCUGCUAUGAGUAGCACAUAUUCUUUGAGAAGACAAGAAGUCGUUGAGGAGGAGCCACCAGUGUCACAAAUGAAAGUCCGAUGGCCUGCACUUUUUACGGAGAGACAGAUCAGCAAAGAAUUCACCAGGCUUGUGUCAAAGGACCUGAGCAAGUCCUUUUUUGAAGGCCUAGAUGGUCAUCUCUCAAAGCUGAUACAGUUAUUCAGGUCAAAGCGUUAUGAGGACAUUCCAGAAAUGACUUCAAUACUGGAGAGCCUUGAUAAGGAUGUGAGUCAAUUUGUUUUAAAGCAGUCUUUAUAUCCCCCAAAUGACAAUUGUGAAUAUUUACUCACUUUCAUGUUUGUCUAA